UAUUUGUCAACAUAGCUCAAUGACGAAGAAUAGAAAAUCGGAAACAAAACAGUGGAAGAUUCGCAUCCUAAAUUUUGCAAUAUUUCGUGAUUUACUUGAAUAAAAAACAAGCAAAAAGAGAAAAGACAUACUAAAUUUUGCAAUACCAAUAAGUAGCUCUAUAUUUCAUUGUGGAUCUGACUAAUAUGUGCUGAAAAGUGCACUCUGAAAACAGCAAGUGAUCUAUUAGUGAAAGAAAUCUCUACAAAAUCCACCAAAAUGUCGAUUAUGGAUAGAAUCAGACAGUCAUACUGGGUCGAAAACGUCCCCAGGCGGAACAUUAUCGCGACGCUUGUCGCAUCCUUUUUGUUUUUCACGGGCUGGUGGAUCGCAAUCGAUACGGCUGCUGUAAGUCCGAAAUCAUGGGAUUUCUCGUACUACAUAUGCGGCAUCUUGGCCACUAUAAGCUUUUUCAUGGUUAAUUCAAUUUCGAACGAAAUGCUACACGGUGGCGCUGCAUACACUGGCGGAGUUAUGGGCGAGAGUGGUAUCAAGGUUUUUCUGUUCAUCGGAUUCGUACUUGGCUUUGCAUCGAUUAUCGCGGCCAUUUGGAUCAUGAUAGCGGAGUUCGUUACUGAUGGUAACAAGACGGAAAAAGGACCCGGCUAUGCACUGUUGGUGCAUAACAUGUUCAUAUUUUUCUCAUCGAUAAUUUAUAAAUUUGGUCGUCACAGUGAUGACACGUAUGCAGCUGGUAUUUUUUAAAAUUGUUAUUGAAACCGAUCAGUUCUGAUUUGAUAGUAAUUCACACGAUAUGAUUCAUUUCCAACUUUCUAAUAUUUUUUUCGAUUUUUUUUUGUUGAUGUUGGUGAUUUAAAACUAAACACCGACCUGCAUCAUUAUUGUGUUACUUAUUUAAUCGAAAGAAUGGUUUAUGAACGAAUACAUUGAUAAUAAUCGUAGUAAUAUUGAUAACCUUGAAGAAUAAUUAAAAAAUGUGCAUUCAUCUUAAUCAAUAUUAAGAUAAAUAAAAAAAUUAGUAAACCUUGAUAUUGCGAUUGAUUUCUUUCUGUAUCUAAAGUGAGCCACUGAACAGAAAAAUGUUGAAAAUAAGUUGUUUUUUUCAAUAAGCUUUACUAAUGAAAAUGAACCUUCCAACUGAUGAUGAUUACGUUUAAUUCAACCCGAAUAGGUUUAAACAUGCGGACCCAAUCGAAUCUAUUUUUCAAGUGCAUUUUGCUUGACAAAAAAAAUCUUGCAAACUUUUUUCCCCACGUUUCUCCUAUAAAAGAAGCAAACGUUUUCGUGACUAGGGCUUUAUUUCGUAGUUUUUGUGACCGAGUUAGAAUUGGAAUAAAUGUUGUAAUUUGGGUAAUUCGUAUUUUUAAGUUGUUUUGGUGAUAGAAAAAAAGUUCAAAUAAUAUAUUUUUGUGUUCAGAAUUAUAAAAACUUAAUAAACGAGAAGCAAAAUAAAAUUACAAUUAAGUUUAGAAGUCAGGAAAAAUAUCAAUGAAACCAAAAGAUAUAUGAAACUUA
Toxorhynchites rutilus septentrionalis is the source of this 1515-nucleotide messenger RNA. RefSeq names its product transmembrane protein 50B. The transcript is spliced from 3 exons. Gene Ontology annotation, biological process: protein targeting to vacuole; late endosome to vacuole transport via multivesicular body sorting pathway. The record is from RefSeq and is a predicted model, not a curated record. NCBI's taxonomy places the organism in Eukaryota, Metazoa, Arthropoda, Insecta, Diptera, Culicidae. Bases 259 to 744 code for a protein of 161 amino acids.